Trypanosoma brucei brucei TREU927 is the source of this 4320-nucleotide messenger RNA. RefSeq lists its product as hypothetical. NCBI's taxonomy places the organism in Eukaryota, Euglenozoa, Kinetoplastea, Trypanosomatida, Trypanosomatidae. Bases 1 to 4320 code for a protein of 1439 amino acids. The transcript has a single exon. The record is from RefSeq and is a predicted model, not a curated record.
AUGUCUGAAAUAGCUCACUCUGCGGUGGGUGACGUGCCGAUUGACUCUUUUAAAGCAGACAGUCACAAUGGUGGAAAAGAUGCAUGGGUGUGCACCCGAUGUGGUAAGGUGAAGGAUCUUCGGGGUGAUCAUCUUCGAGGCAAGAUGGAGGUCCGUUCUGAUUGUUGGCCCUGUGGAAAGAAGGCGACAUUCAAGUUGCAAAGCAGGCUCUCGGAUGACGGUAGUAAUAACAACGUCCCUGCAGCUAGCACUGUCGAUGAUACGCAUCAACCAAAAGGCGUCGGGAACGCAACAAUAGUUGGAGGAUUUCGUGCUCCUGUCGUUCCUUCAACCGGUGACGAGCACCAGUUUCUUUUCCCUGCUCCCGUACUCCAGUGCUCAACCCCAAGCUUAUCAGCAGACUGCUCCUCUGUAUGGAAAUGCUCUAUCUGUGGAAAGGUGAAGCCACUUUCUGGUGAUCAUUUGCGGGGGAAAACAGAGGUGCGAAGCGAUUGCUGGCCUUGUGGCUGCAAGAGAACGUUUGUGUUGAGUCCUGUUGACGGUGAAUACGGAUGCUCCGCGUUGCCGAAGGAGGAUGCAUCGAAGACUAUUUCAAAGGCCAGCGAGAACGUUAAGGAGCAAGCUACCACUGGCGCACAAAUACCAGUACAACCCGCAGCAAUACCAUUUAAGAGUGUAUUUGAUACACAGAGCAGUGGAGAUGCGAAACCACCCGCAGCAACACCAUUUAAGAGUGUAUUUGAUACACAGAGCAGUGGAGAUGCGAAACCACCUGCAGCAACGCCAUUUAAGAGUGUGUUUGGUACACAGAGCAGUGGAGAUGCGAAACCACCUGCAGCAACACCAUUUAAGAGUGUGUUUGGUACACAGAGCAGUGGAGAUGCGAAACCACCCGCAGCAACACCAUUUAAGAGUGUAUUUGAUACACAGAGCAGUGGAGAUGCGAAACCACCUGCAGCAACGCCAUUUAAGAGUGUAUUUGAUACACAGAGCAGUGGAGAUGCGAAACCACCUGCAGCAACGCCAUUUAAGAGUGUGUUUGGUACACAGAGCAGUGGAGAUGCGAAACCACCCGCAGCAACACCAUUUAAGAGUGUAUUUGAUACACAGAGCAGUGGAGAUGCGAAACCACCCGCAGCAACGCCAUUUAAGAGUGUGUUUGGUACACAGAGCAGUGGAGAUGCGAAACCACCCGCAGCAACACCAUUUAAGAGUGUAUUUGAUACACAGAGCAGUGGAGAUGCGAAACCACCUGCAGCAACACCAUUUAAGAGUGAUUCCAUUAAUGGCUUUUUUAUUAAGCAAACUCGUGCUGGAAUCAUGUCUGAAAUAGCUCACUCUGCGGUGGGUGACGUGCCGAUUGACUCUUUUAAAGCAGACAGUCACAAUGGUGGAAAAGAUGCAUGGGUGUGCACCCGAUGUGGUAAGGUGAAGGAUCUUCGGGGUGAUCAUCUUCGAGGCAAGAUGGAGGUCCGUUCUGAUUGUUGGCCCUGUGGAAAGAAGGCGACAUUCAAGUUGCAAAGCAGGCUCUCGGAUGACGGUAGUAAUAACAACGUCCCUGCAGCUAGCACUGUCGAUGAUACGCAUCAACCAAAAGGCGUCGGGAACGCAACAAUAGUUGGAGGAUUUCGUGCUCCUGUCGUUCCUUCAACCGGUGACGAGCACCAGUUUCUUUUCCCUGCUCCCGUACUCCAGUGCUCAACCCCAAGCUUAUCAGCAGACUGCUCCUCUGUAUGGAAAUGCUCUACCUGUGGAAAGGUGAAGCCACUUUCUGGUGAUCAUUUGCGGGGGAAAACAGAGGUGCGAAGCGAUUGCUGGCCUUGUGGCUGCAAGAGAACGUUUGUGUUGAGUCCUGUUGACGGUGAAUACGGAUGCUCCGCGUUGCCGAAGGAGGAUGCAUCGAAGACUAUUUCAAAGGCCAGCGAGAACGUUAAGGAGCAAGCUACCACUGGCGCACAAAUACCAGUACAACCCGCAGCAAUACCAUUUAAGAGUGUAUUUGAUACACAGAGCAGUGGAGAUGCGAAACCACCUGCAGCAACACCAUUUAAGAGUGUGUUUGGUACACAGAGCAGUGGAGAUGCGAAACCACCUGCAGCAACACCAUUUAAGAGUGUGUUUGGUACACAGAGCAGUGGAGAUGCGAAACCACCCGCAGCAACACCAUUUAAGAGUGUAUUUGGUACACAGAGCAGUGGAGAUGCGAAACCACCCGCAGCAACACCAUUUAAGAGUGAUUCCAUUAAUGGCUUUUUUAUUAAGCAAACUCGUGCUGGAAUCAUGUCUGAAAUAGCUCACUCUGCGGUGGGUGACGUGCCGAUUGACUCUUUUAAAGCAGACAGUCACAAUGGUGGAAAAGAUGCAUGGGUGUGCACCCGAUGUGGUAAGGUGAAGGAUCUUCGGGGUGAUCAUCUUCGAGGCAAGAUGGAGGUCCGUUCUGAUUGUUGGCCCUGUGGAAAGAAGGCGACAUUCAAGUUGCAAAGCAGGCUCUCGGAUGACGGUAGUAAUAACAACGUCCCUGCAGCUAGCACUGUCGAUGAUACGCAUCAACCAAAAGGCGUCGGGAACGCAACAAUAGUUGGAGGAUUUCGUGCUCCUGUCGUUCCUUCAACCGGUGACGAGCACCAGUUUCUUUUCCCUGCUCCCGUACUCCAGUGCUCAACCCCAAGCUUAUCAGCAGACUGCUCCUCUGUAUGGAAAUGCUCUACCUGUGGAAAGGUGAAGCCACUUUCUGGUGAUCAUUUGCGGGGGAAAACAGAGGUGCGAAGCGAUUGCUGGCCUUGUGGCUGCAAGAGAACGUUUGUGUUGAGUCCUGUUGACGGUGAAUACGGAUGCUCCGCGUUGCCGAAGGAGGAUGCAUCGAAGACUAUUUCAAAGGCCAGCGAGAACGUUAAGGAGCAAGCUACCACUGGCGCACAAAUACCAGUACAACCCGCAGCAACACCAUUUAAGAGUGUAUUUGAUACACAGAGCAGUGGAGAUGCGAAACCACCUGCAGCAACACCAUUUAAGAGUGUGUUUGGUACACAGAGCAGUGGAGAUGCGAAACCACCUGCAGCAACACCAUUUAAGAGUGUGUUUGGUACACAGAGCAGUGGAGAUGCGAAACCACCUGCAGCAACACCAUUUAAGAGUGUAUUUGAUACACAGAGCAGUGGAGAUGCGAAACCACCUGCAGCAACACCAUUUAAGAGUGUAUUUGGUACACAGAGCAGUGGAGAUGCGAAACCACCUGCAGCAACACCAUUUAAGAGUGUAUUUGAUACACAGAGCAGUGGAGAUGCGAAACCACCUGCAGCAACACCAUUUAAGAGUGUGUUUGGUACACAGAGCAGUGGAGAUGCGAAACCACCUGCAGCAACACCAUUUAAGAGUGUGUUUGGUACACAGAGCAGUGGAGAUGCGAAACCACCUGCAGCAACACCAUUUAAGAGUGUAUUUGGUACACAGAGCAGUGGAGAUGCGAAACCACCUGCAGCAACACCAUUUAAGAGUGUAUUUGAUACACAGAGCAGUGGAGAUGCGAAACCACCUGCAGCAACACCAUUUAAGAGUGUAUUUGAUACACAGAGCAGUGGAGAUGCGAAACCACCUGCAGCAACGCCAUUUAAGAGUGUGUUUGGUACACAGAGCAGUGGAGAUGCGAAACCACCUGCAGCAACACCAUUUAAGAGUGUGUUUGGUACACAGAGCAGUGGAGAUGCGAAACCACCCGCAGCAACACCAUUUAAGAGUGUGUUUGGUACACAGAGCAGUGGAGAUGCGAAACCACCCGCAGCAACACCAUUUAAGAGUGUAUUUGGUACACAGAGCAGUGGAGAUGCGAAACCACCCGCAGCAACACCAUUUAAGAGUGUAUUUGGUACACAGAGCAGUGGAGAUGCGAAUUGUCGAGGGGGUGUUGUUUCCAUUUGUUUAGAUGGUGAAAGUUCUGUGACUAAUUCUGCUUCUUCCAGUUGUCGCUCCACAGUUCAGGCUAAUAUUUUACAUGAUAGUGUUGGUGGGGGAGUUGUUUGUGUGGCUGAUGAUUUGAGUGGAUACCAGAGCAAUUCUCUUGAUGAGGCUCUGAACGUUACGGGCCUCUCUCCCCUUUUUUCUGCUUUUGAGAGGAUGAUGAAUGACGCGAAGGAAAAGGUGUUGUCAGCCUUGAAGGAGGAGUUGAAUCAAAUGGUUUCCUGUGUUGGUGGCCGUGAUUGCUGUAAGUGCGGAAGGGCAAUCCAAAGUGGUAGGGAAGUAAAGGAGAAUUAUAGGGGUAGAAAUAAGUCCGGUGAUAAAAUAAUGUGGGCUCAUUUGGAGAAUGCUUUCACUAAACCCUAUUGA